AUGUCCUCGUACAACAACAUACUCGAACCCAAGGUAAGAGCGUCUUGCAUGGAUUCCUCAAACCCGUUACCGAAAGACACAACUGUCAACACAAAGCAUCACACUACUAAGAAUAGAAGCCUCACGAAUCGGGUAUCCACGUGGCUCAACCAGUUCUCGAUCCUUCUCGAGAGGAGCCUCAGGGAGAGAAAAUACGAGAGCUUCAACUCCCUACGCGUUUUCCAAGUCAUCAUGGCCUCUCUGCUAGCCGGUUUCAUGUGGUGGCACUCGGAUUAUCGAGAUGUUCGAGACCGAUUGGGCCUUCUCUUCUUCAUCACCAUCUUUUGGGGCGUUCUCCCGUCGUUCAACGCCGUUUUCGCCUUCCCGCAAGAACGCUCAAUUUUCGUGAGGGAAAGGGCUUCGGGAAUGUACACUCUCUCGUCCUAUUUUCUCGCGCGUAUAAGCGCCGAUCUGCCGAUGGAGCUCAUACUCCCGAUGUUGUUUGUCUCAAUAACGUAUUGGAUGACGGGGCUUAAGCCCGAGCUUUCGGCUUUCAUCUUGACUUUACUCGUCGUUUUAGGUUACGUGCUCGUUUCUAUCGGCCUAGGUUUGGCGCUCGGAGCCUUGAUAAUGGAUGCAAGACAGGCCUCGACUGUAGUCACCGUGGUUAUGUUGGCGUUUGUCCUAACGGGAGGUUACUACGUGCAUAAAGUCCCGUCUUUUAUCUUGUGGAUGAAAUACGUUUCGACGACUUUUUACACUUAUAAACUUCUUAUCAAUGUUCAAUAUGGAGAUGGGGAGAGAGUCUCGAAUUUGCUUGAUUGCUCUGCUGCCGGGGGUCGAGGUGGGGCCGCGUGCAAGUUUAUCGAAGAGGAUAUAUGUGGGCAGAUGAGUCCAGUUAUGAGUGUCGGGAUGCUUUUCGUCAUGUUUGUCGGGUACCGGCUGUUGGCUUAUAUUGCUCUAAGGCAGAUUAGGGCUUGA
This is a messenger RNA of Striga hermonthica, 960 nucleotides long. NCBI's taxonomy places the organism in Eukaryota, Viridiplantae, Streptophyta, Magnoliopsida, Lamiales, Orobanchaceae. The record is from the annotation of a GenBank genome assembly.